AUGUCGACGGAGUCACACUUCCUGUUACAUUUGGAGCACGAGUCUCCCGUCAUGAGCAUGUCACCGUGGAGUUCUGGGGACGAGGUCGAGGGAAAGGCAUAUACAGUUAUUCAAAUUCUCUCCGAUAAUCACAAUCUUUAUUACUCUGUAUGGUGUACUAACGAGCACGAACUUUAUGAUCUGUCGAUACGUGGUGUAAUUAAAUGCACAGGCUCAAGCACCGGACUGACGAGAGCGAUAGACCGAUUCCUACCAGAUGCACAAUGUGUACCCAACCAAAAAACUGAGACACGCAUGGCCGAUCCUCGGGCGUCCAGUUGA
Messenger RNA from Penicillium diatomitis, 321 nucleotides. RefSeq lists its product as uncharacterized. Lineage: Eukaryota; Fungi; Ascomycota; Eurotiomycetes; Eurotiales; Aspergillaceae. The transcript has 2 exons. The record is from RefSeq and is a predicted model, not a curated record. The coding region runs from base 1 to 321 and encodes 106 amino acids.